CGCAGCGCCUGUCCAUCCUCGCAGACCGCGCGCGUUCAGGAGCAACGGCGAUAGAAACCAAACCAACACCCAGCAGAACCCACCAGCCAGACUUCAGGACCCUCAGCGCGGGGAGAUCUGCUCUCCGGUCCGGUGCGCGCGGCGAGGCAGGCGCUGUCCGAGGCUCAGAGUUCGUGGGUUCGGUCCCCGGGCGGUGAAUCGCGAGGCGAGGCGAGGCUCGGGCUCUUUGUCUGCGGGUCGCUGUUGUCGGAGCGGAGCGCAGCGCAGCGGAGCGAUGGGAGCGCAGUUCUCCAAAGGCGCCGCGAAGGGCGAGACCGCGGCGGCGGACACACCCGGAGAGGCGGCGGCCUCGUGCAAACCCAACGGCCAGGAGAACGGCCACGUGAAGGUGAACGGCGACGCGUCUCCUGCAGCGGCGGAGGGGAAGGAGGAGGUGCAGGCUAACGGCAGCGCGGCGGCAGAGGAGCAGCCCAAAGAGGAGGAGGGCGAGAAGGCCGAGGCCGUGGUAGCUCCGGCUGAGAAGGAGACAGGAGAGGGAGAGCAGGAGAAGGAGGCGGAGAAAGAGAAGGAAGAGGGAGAAUCUGCCACUGCUGCGCCGGCUGAGGGCGAGGCUGCCACACCCUCCACCAGCAACGAGACACCCAAGAAGAAGAAGAAGCGCUUCUCCUUCAAGAAAUCCUUCAAGCUGAGUGGCUUCUCCUUCAAGAAGACCAAGAAGGAGACAGGAGAGGGAACCGAGGAGGCCGCGGGCGCUUCAGACGAAGCAAAGGCGGAAGGAGGCGAAGCUUCUGGCGAGGAGGCAAAGCCUGCCAGUGAGGAGACCAAGCCCGAGGCGGACGAGGGCGCCGCGGCGACCAGCCUGGAGAAACCCGAGGCCAAGGAGGCAGAGAAACCAGCGGAGGAGCCCAAAGCUGCCAGCCCGGCUGAGGAGGCUCCUAAACCGGAGGAGAAACCGGCCGAGCCCGUGGACGAGCCCGCUCCCACCGCCGUCCAGGAGGAGGCGCCAAAGCAAGAGGAAGCAGCUCCUGCCGCACAGGAAGCGGAGUCCAGUCCAGUGACGACCGCCGAGCCUGUGGCGGAGUAACACACACACACUCACAUACACACAUUCUCACACACACACACACACGCAUACUCAUACACACACUGAGACACACACACAUUGACACACACACUCACUCAUGAAAAAUAAAAAACACAGAAAAAGGAAAAUCAAAGAUCGAGAACGUUUCCCUGUUUGGACGCUGGAGUUGGUUCCGGGUCCAGAGGCUUUGGAGAACUUUGUCUAGAGCCAGGGAUCUUUUACAGCUUUUAUUUUUAUUUCUUUUUCUUUUCUCUUUUAUACACCCCCCCCAAAACUCCACCCUCGGGAGCCGAGCGGUGGACGGCUACACUGUAGAGAAACGCGUCCUCUUCGUUUGGCCGAGAGUUGCUGGCGUCAGUAUUCGUUUUGUUGCCUUUUCUUUUUUGCAUUUUUAUACAAAAAAGGGGAAGAGAGUAAAUUAGUCUGCCCUCGGCAUGAAGCAGGCGGGAGGGGUUUGGAGGGGACAUGGGGCGGGGCGAAGGAGGGCACCAUCGUGCCUGGGAUUCGUGCCACAGACUCACUGUGGAAGAGUAGUCGUGAAUAAAGAGUGACCAGCUACAAUCGCACCGCAGUUCACAACACUACAGGCGUUUCUGCACUCGGCCGGUGUGUCCGGCUCCCAGCGCUAGUUACUAGGACGACGUUUUAACGGUAGGAUCUCCGCUCUUUAGCUGUCUCAGUGGUUUGUGUAGGACGCUGGGCCUGGUUCCGGCUCUCCGGGCCUGGUUCCGGCUCUCCGGGCGCGAGGACGUGUAAGUAUGUAUAGGAGGGUGUUUUUAACUGUGAUUUAUUGUACAAAUGAAAUGUGGAUCUGGAGAAGCACACGCAGCUCUCUCACCACCGAGCUGGAUUUUGUAAGAUAAUGAAAUAAAGUGAAAAACUCAUCCUGAAGAUCUUUUAAGUGAUUUUGAACUCAAACCAAGCUGUGACUCUUUCUACUGUGGUUCCUGCAGACGAUGCUUUUAUUUCCUCGGUGGUCUUUAAGAAAAAUAAUGAUGAUAAUUACGGAAUCUUUCUAUCAGAUGCAAAAUGUCUGUGUAGCAUCCUGUCUUUCCCUUUUCCUUCCUUUUGUAAAUACUGGAAAGCUUUGAUUUGACUUGGAGGCGGAAUGUAACUCUGCUUACGAGGCAGCGGCUACUAAAGCUCCUGCUGGAGGUGCUCGGACGUCUCUGAGCUCACGAUGCGAAAUAAAUGUGAAUGAAACUUCUGAA
Messenger RNA from Pygocentrus nattereri (red-bellied piranha), 2295 nucleotides. It is a transcript of the gene marcksa, whose product is annotated as myristoylated alanine-rich protein kinase C substrate a. Bases 275 to 1084 code for a protein of 269 amino acids. Gene Ontology annotation, cellular component: cytoplasm; actin filament bundle; plasma membrane. Gene Ontology annotation, molecular function: calmodulin binding; actin filament binding. The transcript has 2 exons. Lineage: Eukaryota; Metazoa; Chordata; Actinopteri; Characiformes; Serrasalmidae. The record is from RefSeq and is a predicted model, not a curated record. Gene Ontology annotation, biological process: actin filament organization; central nervous system development.